AUGCCUGUUGAAGAUGUUCUUUUGGCAGAUAUUUUGCUCUAUUUAGAUGAAAAAAGCCGGCCAGUAGUGGAAGGAGAAGCAGUUAUCCGUGCUAAUCAUGUGAUUUUGUGUGGGGCAGAAGACUUCAACAAAAGGCACAUUUUCGCACUUUGUUUACAAACUUCGGCGAUGAAAUCUUCUCCACAUGAAGUAAAAUUGAAGUUGGGGUCCAGAGGAACUCCUAUAGAACAAUGGAUUUGUAUUUGUUCAUGCAAAGCAGGACAAUCUGGGUAUUAUGAACAUGUUGUAGCUGUUCUUUUAUAUGUCAAUUGA
This is a messenger RNA of Phaedon cochleariae (mustard beetle), 312 nucleotides long. NCBI's taxonomy places the organism in Eukaryota, Metazoa, Arthropoda, Insecta, Coleoptera, Chrysomelidae. The record is from the annotation of a GenBank genome assembly.